This is a messenger RNA of Pogona vitticeps (central bearded dragon), 1092 nucleotides long. Its product is annotated as tetraspanin-6. Gene Ontology annotation, biological process: cell migration. Lineage: Eukaryota; Metazoa; Chordata; Lepidosauria; Squamata; Agamidae. The record is from RefSeq and is a predicted model, not a curated record. Gene Ontology annotation, cellular component: plasma membrane.
AGCAACAUACCACCUUAUCUCAGCCGUUCCAUUGGCUUCAGUGUGGCCACUCCAGAUUAAGUUGUUCGGGAUUGCUAACAAAUCUGUUCUUGUAAAAGGUUGUUGGCGUUUGACAUAAAAAGAAGCAUUCCCUUGAAAUUGAUGACAGCUGUGACAACAGGAAGCACUGAUUUAUGUCCGUAUAUCUAUCCUUGCCAGAGGUCUUAGGAGGGAUAGGAUAGAAAUCAGGAUGAAGGAAAAAGAGGUUACUAAUUGGGAGAGGGUUAUUAGAAUUUGUUUAUGGCUGGCUAUCUUACUUUACUGGAUUUCUGGAGUUGUGUUAAUGUGCUUAGGAGUGUCCAUUCAAGUGAAAUUCCAUGAUACAUUUUUGGUGCUGAAUGAAGCUGUUUCAGGAGUUCCUAUGAUCAUAACGGUUAUUGGCACGCUCAUAAUCCUUAUAUCUACCUUUGGGGCUGUUGCUCUACUAAAAUGCAACCUAAAGAUGAUGAGAUUGUUCACAGGUAUACUGCUGGCACUCUUGAUAACUGAAAUCAUAGCUGGAGCAGUUGUCUGUAUUUACAGAGAGAAGUUGCACCAAACUUUAUUGAGAGAUGUCUUGAGAACCUUGGACAAAUAUAACAGAGAACUGCAUAUCACCAAGGGUGUGGAUAGUCUACAGAGACAGUUCCAGUGCUGUGGCGCAGAGAACUAUACUGACUGGCUCAACACAACAUUUGGAUUUCUCUCCUCCUCCGUUCCAAGAAGUUGCUGUAAAGUACCUGUGGAAAGCUGUGUCACAGAUCUCAGCAAAUACACCAUAGGGAUUAAUCAGCAGGGAUGUGUCCUAAAAUUGAAGAACUGGGUUGAAGAACACAUGGCUGUGUUUGGAGGGGUUGGGAUUUUUAUUGGACUUGCACAGCUAACUGGGAUCCUGUUUUGCUGUCUGCUGCUGAAAAUAUUAAAAGAAAAUUAUGAAAGUAUUGAAUAAAUUUAAGAAGCUGAUGCUGCUCUUUAUAGUUGAAACUGAAAAGCAAAACUUGCACAGUCCUAUUUGCCUUGCUUAUUAUAUAGCAUGCAAAUAAAAUAUUCCUAUCUCUUGGAAUACUUAUUUGA